Molecule: messenger RNA, 3327 nt
Organism: Tachyglossus aculeatus (Australian echidna)
Lineage: Eukaryota; Metazoa; Chordata; Mammalia; Monotremata; Tachyglossidae
Product: sodium/potassium-transporting ATPase subunit alpha-2-like
Biological process (GO): sodium ion export across plasma membrane; potassium ion import across plasma membrane; intracellular sodium ion homeostasis
Cellular component (GO): membrane
Molecular function (GO): ATP binding; ATP hydrolysis activity; P-type sodium:potassium-exchanging transporter activity
Source: RefSeq, a predicted model, not a curated record
CCCCCAAGCCCCCUACUCUCCCCCACCUCCAGACUCCACCGCUGACCUUCCAACCCCAUCACACCCCACCUCCGUCCUCCGUUCCCGCUCCUCCUCUGCCCCAAAAUGGGGCGCGGGGCCGGCCGCGAGUACUCGCCCGCGGCCACCACGGCCGAGAACGGCGGCGGCGGCGGGGGCGGCAAGAAGAAGCAGAAGGAUCGGGAACUGGACGAGCUGAAGAAGGAGGUGACCAUGGAUGAUCACAAGCUGUCGCUGGACGAGCUGGGUCGGAAGUACCAGGUGGACCUGUCUAAGGGGCUCAGCAGCCAGCGGGCCCAGGAGAUCCUGGCCCGGGACGGCCCAAACGCGCUGACCCCGCCGCCCACCACCCCGGAGUGGGUGAAGUUCUGCCGCCAGCUCUUCGGCGGCUUCUCCAUCCUGCUGUGGAUCGGGGCCCUGCUCUGCUUCUUGGCCUACGGCAUCCAGGCCGCCAUGGAGGACGAGCCUUCCAAUGACAAUCUGUACUUGGGGGUGGUCCUGGCGGCCGUGGUCAUCGUCACCGGAUGCUUCUCCUACUACCAAGAGGCCAAGAGCUCCAAGAUCAUGGAUUCCUUCAAGAACAUGGUGCCGCAGCAAGCCUUGGUGGUGAGGGAGGGGGAGAAGAUGCAGAUCAACGCGGAGGACGUGGUGGUGGGAGACCUGGUGGAGGUGAAGGGGGGAGACCGGGUCCCUGCCGAUCUACGCAUCAUCUCUUCCCACGGCUGCAAGGUGGAUAACUCGUCGCUGACGGGCGAGUCGGAGCCGCAGACCCGCUCCCCCGAGUUCACCCACGAGAACCCGCUGGAAACGCGCAACAUCUGCUUCUUCUCCACCAACUGCGUGGAAGGCACGGCCCGGGGCAUCGUGAUCGCCACGGGCGACCGGACGGUGAUGGGCCGGAUCGCCACGCUGGCUUCGGGGCUGGAGGUGGGGCGCACGCCCAUCGCCAUGGAGAUCGAGCACUUCAUCCAGCUCAUCACGGGCGUGGCCGUCUUCUUGGGCGUCUCCUUCUUCGUCCUGUCUCUGAUCCUGGGCUACAGCUGGCUGGAGGCCGUCAUCUUCCUCAUCGGCAUCAUCGUGGCCAACGUGCCCGAGGGGCUGCUGGCCACCGUCACCGUGUGCCUGACUCUGACGGCCAAGCGCAUGGCGCGCAAGAACUGCCUGGUGAAGAACCUGGAGGCGGUGGAGACGCUGGGCUCCACGUCCACCAUCUGCUCCGAUAAGACCGGCACCCUCACCCAGAACCGCAUGACCGUCGCCCACAUGUGGUUCGACAACCAGAUCCACGAGGCGGACACCACCGAGGACCAGUCCGGUGCCACGUUUGACAAACGGUCCCCGACCUGGGCCGCCCUGGCCCGCAUCGCCGGACUCUGUAACCGCGCCGUCUUCAGGGCCGGACAGGAGGGCAUCUCCGUGUCCAAGCGGGACACGGCGGGCGACGCCUCGGAGUCGGCCCUGCUCAAGUGCAUCGAGCUGUCCUGCGGGUCGGUGAGGAAGAUGAGGGACAGGAACCCCAAAGUGGCCGAGAUCCCCUUCAACUCCACGAACAAGUACCAGCUGUCCAUCCACGAGCGGGAGGACAGUCCCCAGGGCUACGUGCUGGUGAUGAAGGGGGCCCCGGAGCGCAUCCUGGACCGCUGCUCCACCAUCCUGCUGCAGGGCAAGGAGCUGCCCCUCGACAAGGAGAUGCAGGACGCCUUCCAGAACGCCUACAUGGAGCUCGGGGGGCUGGGGGAGCGCGUGCUCGGGUUCUGCCACCUGAACCUGCCCGCCGGGAAAUUCCCGCGCGGCUUCAAGUUCGACACGGACGAGGUGAACUUCCCCACGGACAAGCUGUGCUUCGUGGGGCUCAUGUCCAUGAUCGACCCGCCGCGGGCCGCCGUGCCCGACGCCGUGGGCAAGUGCCGCAGCGCGGGCAUCAAGGUGAUCAUGGUGACCGGUGACCACCCCAUCACGGCCAAGGCCAUCGCCAAAGGCGUGGGCAUCAUCUCCGAGGGCAACGAGACAGUGGAAGACAUCGCCGCCCGCCUCAACAUCCCCGUCAGCCAGGUCAACCCCAGGGAGGCGAAGGCUUGUGUGGUGCACGGCUCGGACCUCAAGGACAUGUCCACCGAACAGCUGGACGAGAUUCUCCGGAACCACACGGAGAUCGUCUUCGCCCGCACGUCCCCACAGCAAAAACUCAUCAUCGUCGAGGGGUGUCAGAGACAGGGCGCCAUUGUGGCAGUGACGGGCGAUGGGGUGAACGACUCUCCGGCACUCAAGAAAGCGGACAUUGGCAUCGCCAUGGGCAUCGCCGGCUCAGACGUGUCCAAGCAGGCGGCCGACAUGAUCCUGCUGGACGACAACUUCGCCUCCAUCGUCACUGGCGUCGAGGAGGGUCGCCUGAUCUUCGACAACCUGAAGAAAUCCAUCGCCUACACGUUAACCAGCAACAUCCCCGAGAUCACCCCCUUCCUGCUGUUCAUCAUCGCCAACAUCCCCCUGCCGCUGGGCACCGUCACCAUCCUCUGCAUCGACCUGGGCACCGACAUGGUCCCCGCCAUCUCCCUGGCCUAUGAGGCAGCCGAGAGCGACAUCAUGAAGCGGCAGCCGCGCAACCCGCGGACCGACAAGCUGGUGAACGAGCGGCUGAUCAGCAUGGCCUAUGGGCAGAUCGGGAUGAUCCAGGCGCUGGGCGGCUUCUUCACGUACUUCGUGAUCCUGGCGGAGAACGGCUUCCUGCCGUCGCGGCUCCUGGGCAUCCGGCUGGACUGGGAUGACCGAUCCCGGAACGAUCUGGAGGACAGCUAUGGACAGGAGUGGACGUACGAGCAGCGCAAGGUGGUGGAGUUCACGUGCCACACGGCCUUCUUCGCCAGCAUCGUGGUGGUCCAGUGGGCCGACCUCAUCAUCUGCAAAACGCGGCGCAACUCCGUCUUCCAGCAGGGCAUGAAGAACAAGAUCCUGAUCUUCGGGUUGCUGGAGGAGACGGCGCUGGCGGCCUUCUUGUCCUACUGCCCGGGCAUGGGCGUGGCUCUGCGCAUGUACCCACUCAAGGUCACGUGGUGGUUCUGCGCCUUCCCCUACAGCCUCCUCAUCUUUGUCUACGACGAGGUCCGCAAGCUCAUUCUGCGGCGCUACCCCGGCGGCUGGGUAGAGAAGGAGACAUAUUACUGAGUCCUGCCCAGGACCAACCCGGAUUCCAUCGGCUGUGGUGGGGGGACAAGGGAGGGGAGGGAGGGAGGGAGGGAGGACACCCUGUAGACUCAUCUGUAUGCAGCAACUGUAGAAACGAUAAACAUCUGGGGCCCUGCCUCAACCCUA